GCUGACAAACUGACAUCUAUUGUUGUAAAGGUGCUCACUCAGGCUAACAACCACUGCAGUGAGCUAGCCGGCCGGUUGCGAGCGGGAGUGCAGAGUCGUACAUGUACCCUAGAUCUGACUAGUCAGUCAAUCCGAGAUUGCAAUUCUCCCGUCCCGUGGUCUCUACCUCCAUUCCAUGCCACAACCACCACCACCACUGCAUUCUCAAACGAGCAGUGCCUGAACCCAAGUGCAGUGCAGCAGCCAUGGGAGCAGCAGCAGGUGGCCACGCGCUGCGCGCCGUCGGCGACGUCGUCUCGUUCCCCGCGACCGUCGCCGCCUUCGUGGAGGCGCUGCUCCAGGGCUGGGCCGAGGCCAGGGCCGGGCUGCUGGUGCCGCUGCUCCGCGCCGCGGUGCUGCUGUGCACGGCCAUGUCGCUGAUCGUGCUGGCCGAGAAGGUGUUCCUGGGCGCGGUCAGCUCCGUGGCGAAGCUGCGGCGCCGGCGUCCGGGGCGGGUGUGCAGGUGCGACCCCGACGAGGAGGCGGCUGCGGCAUCCCAGGCCUAUCCCAUGGUGCUCGUCCAGAUCCCCAUGUACAACGAGAGGGAGGUUUACCAGCUAUCAAUAGAGGCAGCCUGCAGGCUCACAUGGCCGGUAGAUCGACUAAUAGUGCAGGUGCUGGACGACUCCACCGACUCCGUCAUCAAGGAGCUGGUGAAGGGCGAGUGCGAGCGGUGGGCCACGGAGGAGGGGAUCAACGUCAAGUACGAGACGCGCAAGGACAGGGCCGGGUACAAGGCCGGCAACCUCAAGGAGGGGAUGCGCCACGCCUACGUGCGCGCCUGCGAGUUCGUCGCCAUGUUCGACGCAGACUUCCAGCCGCCGCCGGACUUCCUCGUCAGAACCGUCCCGUUCCUCGUCCACAACCCCAGCCUCGCGCUCGUGCAGACACGCUGGAAGUUCGUGAAUGCCAACGACUGCUUGCUGACGAGAAUGCAGGAGAUGUCCAUGGACUACCAUUUCAAGGUGGAGCAGGAAGCUGGCUCUUCCUUAUGCAACUUCUUUGGAUACAACGGAACCGCUGGAGUAUGGAGAACGCAAGCGAUCGUCGAGUCCGGGGGCUGGGAGGACCGAACCACUGCUGAGGACAUGGACUUGGCGCUGAGAGCAGGGCUCCUGGGCUGGGAGUUCGUCUACGUUGGAAGCAUAAAGGUUAAGAGUGAGCUGCCGAGCACUCUCAAGGCGUACCGGUCCCAGCAGCACCGCUGGUCAUGCGGACCUGCCCUCCUGUUCAAGAAAAUGUUCUGGCAAAUUCUCGCUGCCGAGAGAGUGUCGGUCUGGAAGAAGUGGUACAUGGUCUAUGACUUCUUCAUUGCCCGGAGAAUCGUAGGCACCUUCUACACGUUCUUCUUUUUCAGCGUCCUGAUUCCUCUGAACAUUCUGCUACCCGAAGCGCAGAUUCCUGUGUGGGAGCUCAUCUAUAUCCCCAUAGCUAUCACUCUUCUCAACUCUGUUGGGACUCCAAGGUCUAUCCAUCUGGUCAUACUGUGGGUCUUGUUCGAGAACGUAAUGGCGUUGCAUCGGUUUAAAGCCAUCUUGAUAGGGUUUCUCGAAGCUGACAGGGCCAACGAAUGGAUCGUGACGCAAAAGCUGGGGAAUCUGCAGAAGCUGAAAUCGAUCGCCAGACUUACAGGAAGCUACCGUUUCAAAGACAGGUUCCAUUUCCUGGAGGUGUUCAUUGGGCUGUUCCUUUUGGCCUCUGCGUGCUUUGACUACUUAUACAGAGAUGACUAUGUUUACCUCUUUGUUCUUCCCCAAUCGAUCAUGUAUUUCGCGAUUGGGUUUCAGUUCGUUGGUCUCAAUGUCUCUGAAGACUGACCAAUUGCAAGACAACUGAACGUUUUGGUUGCGAUAUUAUGAUUGCUCGGGUCAAGGUUCUUGUAUCGAUGGUCUACAGAAGGGCAGGUUUGUGUGCGAUCUAGUAGAUACGUCAUACUUCAGGAGAGGAUAAGCACACGCUGGAGGUUGAGACGAAUCUAUUAUAAUCCAGUAGGUGCCAAAAAAAUGCAUCUAAAACCUGUUGAUGUGUCUGGAAAACACAACCAGUGUAUUUAGAUAUAAGAGUUGUGUACCGACGAUCAGAUCUUGCUGGUAGUAUGCUUGAAGGGAAAAUACUGAGUACAGCCACACUUUCGAUGGAAUUAGGCCUAAUGAGUGGCUACAGUUCUGCUCA
This is a messenger RNA of Zea mays, 2211 nucleotides long. RefSeq names its product putative mannan synthase 7. Gene Ontology annotation, cellular component: Golgi apparatus. The record is from RefSeq and is a predicted model, not a curated record. Gene Ontology annotation, molecular function: mannan synthase activity. NCBI's taxonomy places the organism in Eukaryota, Viridiplantae, Streptophyta, Magnoliopsida, Poales, Poaceae. The transcript is spliced from 10 exons. The coding region runs from base 246 to 1856 and encodes 536 amino acids.